AUGGAACCACAAGUAUACGCAGCCGCAGUUGCAGGGGAAGAACAUAUCCUCUCCAUGAUGGAAACCCAACUUCUUCAACAAGUGAGCCCUCAAGGGAACACAGUGGCUCACAUGGCAGCGAGCUUAGGACACAAUUCCAUCUUGGAACUUCUAUUACAGCGAUGCCCAACUCUUCUCUUCAAGCCAAACUCAAAAGGAAACACCCCUCUUCAUGUCGCCGAAACCGCCGGUCGAUUAAGCAUCGUCAAGUUCCUUUUGGAUUGUAAUUCGAAAGACAUCGAAAGGGGAGAUGAAGCAAAUAAUCAAGAACAGUACUUGAGGAUGCAAAAUACAAUUGGAAAUACAGUCUUGCAUGAGGCCAUGGAAAACAAUCAUGAAGAUGUGGCUAGAACCCUAGUUACAGCAGAUCCAGUUUUGUCACAUUUGGUUAACAAAGAAGGGAAGUCUCCAGCUUAUUUGGCUGCAGAAGCUGGCCAUCUACAACUUCUUGAGCACAUGUUGGGGCUGCUUGUUGACAGUGACGACCCAGGAGAUUGGAGAAGAUCAGGAAAGACACUUCUUCAUGUUGCCAUCAUCAAGAAGCAUCGUGAGAUCAUGAAAAUAGUAUUGAAGUUCAAACCACAACUCAUCCAACUAAGAGAUGCACAAAAGAGGACUCCACUUCACUAUGCUGCACGCUUAAAUUUUUGGGAUGGGUUGAAUGUGUUGCUCGACAUGGAUACUUCAGCUGUCUAUCAAAGCGAUGAUAAAGGCUUCUUCCCAAUCCAUGUUGCUGCCCGUGAAGGCCACACUAAGAUUCUUCAACUUCUCAUCAAACGUUGUCCUGGUUCUUGGGAGUUGCUCACUGAACAAGAACAAGAGAAUGCUCUUCAUGUUGCUGCUAAAAGUGGAAAGGUAGAAAUGGUUGGAUAUAUUCUUAAAAAUCCCAUGCUUGAAAAGCUUCUAAAUGAGAAGGAGAAAGAUGGAAACACACCUUUGCAUCUGGCGGCCAUGGCCGGGCAUUAUAAAGUUGUUCAUGUUCUCACAAGAGAUGUUAGAGUAAACCUGUGUCUAAAGAAUUACAAUAAAUUGACAGCCCUCAACAUAAGUGAAGCAAACCGCAUCAACAAGCAGGGCUCCCAUUCGACUCUAAAGGCUAAAGGGGACUUGACAUGGAUGAGGUUGAUUGCUGUUGGUGCCCCAGAAAUUGAGGAACUAGACCUCUUUGAAACACAAGAACCACCUAAUCCGAAGGAACUACUAGAUUAUUACAAAGAUUGGAUCGACACUCUAAUGGUGGUUUCAACUCUUAUUCUAACAAUAACCUUCACCGCAGGUCUUACAGUGCCUGGUGGCCUUAAUAGUGAUGGACCAAACAAGGGUAUGGCAUUAAUGCUUAGAAAAGCAACAUUUCAUGUUUUUAUGCUUAGUGAUACCUUAGCUAUGUAUUGUGCCCUCAUCUGUGUUGUGACUCUCCUUUGGGCAAAAAUAAGAGAUUUUAAGCUGAUACUCUAUACCAUAAACAGUUUUGCCCUCCCCUUUUUGUCUCUAUCACUUCUGUUGAUGUCCAUAGCAUUCGGAGCUGGUGUAUGCCUAGUAACAAGUGGGCUUGCUUGGCUAGCCAUUGUUGUUCUUGUCAUGAACAUUAUUUCUCUGAUAUAUAUGGUGUUCAUCUUAAUUCCACUUCUUUGGCCAUAUGUUCACCAGAAACGUGUCCAGAUGUUGAUACUCUAUCAUCUUUACCGAAUGGUGGUGUCUAUGUUUGAGUUUAGUGGUAUCUUUGUUGUUUGA
Telopea speciosissima is the source of this 1770-nucleotide messenger RNA. RefSeq names its product protein ACCELERATED CELL DEATH 6-like. Gene Ontology annotation, cellular component: plasma membrane. Bases 1 to 1770 code for a protein of 589 amino acids. The record is from RefSeq and is a predicted model, not a curated record. The transcript has 3 exons. Lineage: Eukaryota; Viridiplantae; Streptophyta; Magnoliopsida; Proteales; Proteaceae. Gene Ontology annotation, molecular function: protein phosphatase regulator activity; protein phosphatase 1 binding.